AUGCCCCUCUGCACCCUCCACCUCCUCGCCCUCACCCGCCCAAGCCCAGUCUCCGCCUCCGCCUCCAACCCCACCGACUCCGCCGACUCCGCCGACUCCGACUCCGACCCCGUCCCCCCCUUCCUCACCACCCUCCUCCGCGCCAUCAACAACAACAACGAAAAAGAAAAGAUCAAACCCCUCACCAUCGCCCGCCCCCUCCGCUGGAUCGUCACCCCCUCCGCCCCGCCCUCCCGCCACCUCCCCGCCGCCCACCAGUGGGACCUGCUGCUCAUCUUGCCCGCGACCGCGACUUCGAGUUCGAGUUCGGCCGCGCAGUUGCCAUCACCGCUGCUCGACCCCCGCCUCGUCGCCGCGAGGUGGAGCGUGACGUUCGGCGUGCCGGGGCGGGUGUUGCGCGGGUACGAGGGGCGGAACGAAGGGCUGUUGAGGGGGCCGGCGGCGAACGCGGGCGCGGGGGGUGGGGAUGAUGUGCCGGCGGUGGAGGAGGCGGCGGCGGCGGCGGCAACAGCGGCAGCGGCGGCGGUGGGGGGAGGAGGAGGAGCUGGUGCUGGUGGUGCUGGAGGAGUAGGGCGGCUGGCGAGCAGCGCGCAGGGGUUGGAGUUGAGCGGGGAGCUGAUGGAUUGGGUUAGGGAGGUUGGUCGUGGUGGUGGAGGCGGCGGCGGCGCGGUCAGCAUGCUCAAUCUGCUGGCGUUCAGGGAUGGGAUGAAGGGGGAGUAUUUGAAGUAUGGGAAGGCGUUUGCGGAGGAUGUGGGGAGGAGGUGGGGGGGUGUGGCGAAGAUUGUGGGGACGGUGGUGGAGGAUGGUGGGGGGAGGGGGGUGGGCGUUGGGAACGAUGGCGGCGGCGGCGGUGGUGAGGAGGGAGAGAAAAGGGUGUGGGAUGAGGUUGCGUUGGCGCAUUAUCCGAGCAUCUGGCACUUUGCGGGCAUGUUGGCGAGCGAGGAUUAUCAGGCUGUCAAUCAGAGGCACAGGGUGGGGAGCUUGAAGGAUACGUUUAUUCUGUGCACCACAGAGCUGGGCCUGCCUGGUGGCGAUUGUGAUGGGAAAGAGGGAAGAGCUGCGGCGAAGCUCUGA
Molecule: messenger RNA, 1074 nt
Organism: Diplodia corticola
Lineage: Eukaryota; Fungi; Ascomycota; Dothideomycetes; Botryosphaeriales; Botryosphaeriaceae
Exons: 1
Coding region: 1-1074 (357 amino acids)
Source: RefSeq, a predicted model, not a curated record